Pundamilia nyererei is the source of this 7441-nucleotide messenger RNA. It is a transcript of the gene lrp8, whose product is annotated as low density lipoprotein receptor-related protein 8, apolipoprotein e receptor. Gene Ontology annotation, biological process: receptor-mediated endocytosis. Gene Ontology annotation, cellular component: signaling receptor complex; plasma membrane; apical plasma membrane. The record is from RefSeq and is a predicted model, not a curated record. Bases 182 to 3199 code for a protein of 1005 amino acids. Gene Ontology annotation, molecular function: hormone binding; calcium ion binding; protein binding. The transcript has 18 exons. NCBI's taxonomy places the organism in Eukaryota, Metazoa, Chordata, Actinopteri, Cichliformes, Cichlidae.
AGCAAGCCGGGCUGAGCACACUCACACACUCCGAGCAGACAGGCUGGCAGAGCAGCGCGGAGCGAGUCACUCGCUGGAGAUUCUUCACACUGUCUUUUUUUUUUUUUUUUUUUUUUUUGGGUGGGUGGGGAGGAAAUUUUACUUACAUGCGGACAACCGCGGAGCCCCCCAGGAUCUAACGAUGUGGACAGAGGUCGGAAAGCUCGUGCUAUUACAUCUGUUACUCCUGGACCUCCAUUGCGCUAAAGGAACUCACACGCAGUCAGAGUGUGAGACCGGGCAGUUUCAAUGCAAGAGCGGAGCGUGCAUCCCGAUCGUGUGGAGAUGUGAUGGAGAUGAUGACUGCCCCGACAGCAGCGAUGAGGAGAAUUGUCCGAAGAAGACGUGCGCAGCCACAGAUUUCACCUGUAAGAAUGGACAGUGUCUUCCUGCUAGGUGGCGCUGUGACGGAGAAGUAGAGUGCGCAGACGGUUCAGAUGAAGCCGAUUCAAUCUGCAGCCGACAGACCUGUCCUCCAGAGAAGUUUGAUUGCGGAGGGGCUGCCAGCAAAUGUGUUUCAUUGUCAUGGCGAUGCGACGGAGAGAGGGACUGCGAGAACGGGGCAGAUGAGGAGCAGUGCGCCGCGGAUGGCAAGGCCUGCCCCUCCAAAGACUUCCAGUGUCGUAACGGGAAAUGUGUGGCACCGAUCUUUGUGUGUGACGGAGACGACGACUGCGGGGACGCCAGCGAUGAGGAGAAAUGUUCGGCUCCCACCUGUGGGCAGCAUGAAUUCCGCUGCAACGACUCGGAGUGCAUCCCCGCCCUGUGGAGCUGUGACGGCGACCCCGACUGCAAGGACAAGUCAGACGAGUCCAUGGAGCGCUGCAGCCGGAGGACGGAGCCCCAGAAACCCCGCUGUCUGGUGAGCGAGUUCCAGUGCGGGAGCGGCGAGUGUGUCCAUUUGAACUGGAAGUGUGACGGCGACCCCGACUGCAAGGAUAAAUCAGAUGAAGCAAACUGUCCACUGCUUACGUGCAGACCUGAUGAGUUCCAGUGUGGCGAUGGCUCCUGUAUUCAUGGCACCAAGCAGUGUAAUAAAGUUCACGACUGUCCGGACUACAGUGAUGAAGCAGGUUGUGUCAACGUUACAAAAUGCGACGGGCCCAAAAAGUUCCGCUGUAAGAACGGGGAGUGUAUCGACAGCAGCAAGGUGUGCGAUAACGUGAAAGACUGCAAGGACUGGUCAGAUGAACCUGUGAAGGAGUGUGGCCUGAAUGAGUGUGCAGACAACAACGGUGGCUGCUCCCACAUCUGCAAGGACCAGAGAAUUGGUUAUGAGUGUGACUGCCCCUCUGGCUACAAACUCCUGGAUAAAAAGACGUGUGGAGACAUAGAUGAAUGUGAGAACCCAGAUGCCUGCAGUCAGAUCUGCAUCAACUACAAAGGGGAUUACAAGUGCGAGUGCUAUGAAGGUUAUGAGAUGGACCCUGCCUCUAAGACGUGCAAAGCCGUAGGAAAGAGUCCGUACCUGCUGUUCACUAACCGUCAUGAAAUCCGUCGUAUUCACCCGCUGAAGAGUGAGUACACACAAGUGGUCCCUACACUGAAGAAUGCCGUGGCCCUGGAUGUGGACGUGUCCACCAACAAGAUGUUCUGGUGUGAUCUGUAUCAUCAGAAAAUAUACAGCGCUUACAUCAACAAGGCCAGUGACUCAUCACAGCAGGUGACGCUCAUCGAUUCGCUCCACUCCCCGGAGGGCCUUGCUGUCGACUGGGUCCACAAGAACAUCUACUGGACGGACUCAGGCAAUAAGAGCAUAUCUGUCGCUACGGGAGAUGGCAGGAAAAGGAAAAUGCUCAUAACCACCGAGCUGAACGAGCCACGAGCCAUCGCAGUGGAUCCGCACCAAGGGUUUAUGUACUGGUCAGACUGGGGAGGUCAGGCCAAAAUUGAGAAGGCUGGGAUGAAUGGAGUGGAUAGACAAAUUUUGGUGUCUGAACACAUUGAAUGGCCCAAUGGAAUAACUCUAGACUUGUCCAACAGACGACUUUACUGGGUGGACUCCAAGCUGCACCUGCUGUCCAGCGUGGAUUUCAAUGGUGACAACCGCAAAGUGCUGCUCUCCUCGCAUCACCACCUGGGCCAUCCCUUUGCCCUCACUGUCUUUGAGGAUCGCGUGUAUUGGACAGACUUGGAAGAUGAAGCGAUAUACAGCGCCAACCGACUGACGGGACACGAUGUGGCCAAGGUCGCAGAGGACCUUAACAACCCCCUGGACCUAGUGGUGUUUCAUGAACAGAGGCAGCCCAAGGGUCCCGAUACCUGUAAUAUGGGCACACUGCCUAAUGGUGGCUGCGAGUACCUCUGCCUGAAGGCGCCUCAGAUCACAGACCACUCCCCCAAGUACACCUGCGCCUGUCCUGACGGCAUGGAGCUAGGACCAGACAUGAGACGCUGUGCGAUCAUUCGACCCCGAACAACCACGACAUCUGCCCCCACCGCAACCACAACUUCCACGACGACCACCACAACAAGCACAACAACAACAACUCCCACAACCGUUGCCAUGACCACAACGCCCUCUACCACCACCACCACCACCACCACCACCACCACCUCUGCUACUACCACAUUACCACCCACAGCCAAGACUACAACACCAGCCCCUCCUCAGACCACCAGGAGCGGCAGAAUCACAGCGCACCCUCGGACUCCCGCCGCUACCAGUACAGAGACGACCAGUUUGAGCAGCACUAGUCAGAAGUCCACGUCCACGCACACCCCCUUAUUGGCUGCCGUGGCUCCCAACAGCAUUCAGAAAGAGAGCAAUGCCAACCUCUCCCACAGAGCUGCGAGUGAUCACUACCUCAUAGGUAACAACAUCACAGUAGCUGUUCUGGGGAUAGUCAUUCCUAUCGUCCCUAUCCUUGCCACAGUGGUCAUCGGAUUGCUCUGCACCGGUGGAUACCUGGUCUGGCGCAACUGGCGGCGCAAGAACACCAAGAGCAUGAACUUCGACAACCCAGUGUACCGCAAAACCACAGAGGAUGACGACGACGAAAUCCACAUCGGGCGUCAGAGCGAGUCCAUCGGUCACGUCUACCCAGCAGUGAGUGGCAGCCACAGUCAGCCAUUCAUAGCGCUUCCUCUAGGGGGCGGCGUCACAGACAACAACUCUCACUGGUAUUCGGGGGCGCCGAUGCUCUCGAACGCUAAGUGAGAGGUACUGCGGAGGAAAGGAAGAGGUGUGAAAUAUUUGUAAAAUGGGAGUUGGCACGAGGGUUUGGAAAAGCCCGUUUUCUUGUACAUGUCAGCCUGGUGGAAAGAAAGAACAGGCUCGCACACGUUCACAUAUCAUUUUAUUUCUUUAUGUUUUUGAAGUAAUUACCGAACACACCUGUCACGCGUACACGUAAACCCUCGACACACAUUUCGUUCACCUUCAGCGACCAUAUUCAUGCGAUACAUCCCUGCUGCCGACCCGCCAUCCCAUUUAUUUGUGCAUCGUGUUAGUGUUUUUGGUUGUUGAAGUGAGUGAUCCCCAUUUCCUGACAAAACCCUUGUGCACAGGCAAAGCAUUAUUCCUUUGCUUCAGACACGUUCAGCAGCCAAGAAAUCAUGAUUAGUGUAGAUGAGAUGCAAAAAAAGAGAGGUGAAAGAGGAGUUGCUCUAUAGCCACUGCUCACAAAUAAAUUGGACAUGUAGAGUAGAUAGUUGCGUCAUAGCAUUGAACUAAUGCGAUUUUGUUUUGAGGUCACACAAAAUUUGAAAAAAGGAGCACAAAUCAGGAUGAAGGACUCUCUCGAAAUACAAUUUAUCUUGCAGAAACCAUAAAUCUCAGCAACGCAAUUUCAGGAUUACCCUGAUGACUUCCCAUUGAUGUAUAUGCAGUUUUAAAAGUCACUGGAAGCGGCAUUUUCUACAAACUCUGGAUACAGCGGCAGCUGCAACACGUAGCAGUAAAGUAAAAUGCCCUUAAAUCCAGACUGUGCGUCAUUAGGAGUUUAUGACAUUUACCGAAUAUGCUUCUUGUUUUGGGUGUCAGAGAGCGAGCGGCGAAGGGCAGCCAAAAAGCAUAAAGGAGGGAGGGCGAGACGGGAGUCUAGCGCUUUGAUCUGUUGGCAUGGUAACACAGAUUUCUUUGUGUCACCCCGGAGAGAAAGAAGGCAAAGAAUUCUGGGUAUCACUGGCAUGAUGACAGGCGGGAAGCACGCUCAGACAGACACUGAAACAGGUGCACGACUGAGUCAUAUUAAGAUUCAAGGUCGAAGUAACAACCUACCCUCGCAGAACGAGAGAGGGGGCUUUACUCCUUCUCUCUCGUUUUCCCAGUUUUAUUACAAACAUUUGUACAAAUCUUAUGUAUUGCCUUUUAUCUCUUUAGUGGUUUUCUUCCUCUUCUUUUCUCGUCCUAACUUUUUCUUGCCCUUUGUCUCAGUGUGGCAGCUCGGGCAGCCAGAGAAAUCAGGCUUGCAUUAUGUGGGCCAGACUUUCGCAACCGUAGGCAGGCAGCCUGCAUUCCUCGCUACGAGCAGCCAGGGAAGGAGGGGACAAACAACACGUUGGGGGGGGGGGGCUGAAUUGGAAAGAAACGAAGACGAAGGUUGGGGAGAGGAGGCAGAAUAGUGAGAGGGCAUCACAUAACAAAGCUGCCAUUUUUCUUCUGGGUUCCACCUAGACUGGAAUCUUGUCUCCCUUUCUCCUCUUUUUCCACUGAGCUUCUCUAUUUUCAUUCCCCGCUGUUCUAUCUCACUUCCUUCUCCUUAACCAGCCUGUUGUGGUAACGGUCUUUUUAUCUGCUGUUUGCAGCGCGUGGCACUCAGUCUGGAGGAUGAUGGCUAUCCCUGAGGGAGGAGGGGGAUGCAGCCUGCACCCCUGCGCUCCCAUACUGGCCCCCUCCUCUCACCACAGCCUCUAGACCACUACAAUGAGGCCAGUACAACGCAGAGGAGAAAAGAAAAGGAGACCUCAUUUUGCCUCCCUGUUUUUAAAGAGCAGGGAUGACAUGUACACCUGUUAAAGCCCACCUCCAUCUCCUACCGUCUCCACUGGAGUAACACUACUACCAUUAUUAGCUACUACUACUACUAUUAGUUUAGUAGCCUUGCUCCACUCCUCUCUUCUCUCUGCCUCUUGUUAGCACCAGUGCUGCUCAAAAUGCUGCUUGAUGAUGAUAUUGUCCAUACUAACCUCAUUCAGCUGUCUCAGUGCACUUUGUAAAUAAAAGGAUUUCUGGCUGCCGUGCAAGCAGGAGAAGGCGGCGUGCAUCAUUUUAAAUUCCUCGUGCUUUCACUGUAUUUAUUUCUGUUGCGUUUGCUGUUGUAAAUAUGUGACCAGCACCUCUCAGUGCACAGCACGAAAGACAAGUUUGGAAGGAUGGUGCAGUACAGUGGCAAGCAAGGACGCUGUAUUUCUUCAUUGUCAUGUAAAGAGACCUUUUUGAAGGGGUUUGUUGCAGGGGGGUGUCAUCCUUUUUCACACCUAGUCCCUCAAAUUUGCCCUUUCACUUACUGUAAAGCUAAAUAUAGCCAAGGAGAGGAAAACUGAUGGGGUCGUCGUACAUUUAGAGGUGAUUUUGGGGAUAAAGGAGACUUUUUUCUUUCUUUUUUUUUUCCUUUGCAAUUGGAGGGUUUGUGCUACCAGAGGGUAGUGCCUCAAGGCUGAAAGCAGCAGGGUAGAAAAGGCAAAGGAUUAUGGGUAAUCCCCUGGCCUCUGCCAUCAGAGGUGUACAUACAGUCAAUAAUGAACUUGGGAUUGUUUUCCUGUUUGCACUGAGUAGCAAGAAUCCCACAUGUGUUUCUGAGUCUUCAUUUGCAUCUGCCAGCGUCAAUAUUCUAGCAGCGAGAACAUAUUCUUUUGAAUUGAUGCAGGGAAUUGGAUGUUAAAUAGUUGUUUAGUGAUCAGAUUUAAAAACAUGUAAGUGCAUGCUGCACUUGCUGUAUGGGAAUCCUGGAGGAAAUGAAGAGUGAGAUGACAAGCUCAUCACAGCAAGAAAACACAGAGGUGUUUGACUUUGAGUGACCCCUUAAACAUCAGUCCCAGCUGGAGUUUUUUGUUUGUUUGUUUUUUGGGAUGAGGUGGGGUGGGGGGCUACCUUUACUCCCCCUUUUUAACAAUGCAGCUGUGUGUUUUCUGGAUGUGAUGCUGUAUUUCUUAUGUCUUGUCACCGUCUCUGUGCGGUGCGCAGAUGAGUAACACACCGAGGCCGACUGAGUUGAGCGCUGAUUUGAAAAAUGGGACCUGAUCUUCCUUGGCUUGCUUCGAACCAGCUUCCAGCCUAUUGAAUCAGUUGCGAUUCAUGCCAAUGAAUAUUGUAAUAAUUGCUCAUCUUGUGCUGGAAUAGGGAAUCACUAGAGGCCGCGAUGACAGAAUAGCAGAACUGUUACAAGUAGUCGAGGCAAAUUGCCAGCGUUCUUAUUCAGGAUAUCGUUUAGUGUCCUAAUUGAAAAUUUGACAGUUUUAAGCACAGUUAAAACACAUUAUAUACUCUGUAAGGCAGUUUUGGAUGGUCUAAACUAUAAAUACAUGAAACACUCGUCUUCCAUUCUUGCCUAAUGAAUCUGAUCAAUGCUGCAUGUAAGAUCCUACAUAUUGGACUAGUAAAUCCAAUAUGACUAAAUAACACACACACGCACACAAAAGUUCCCAAUGCAAAUGUUAAAGUCUUCCAUCCUAGACUCAGUACGGUCUCAGAUUAUGUAUUCAUGCAACAGUUGAUUAAUGACGGUUAUUAUUCAUGGAUUUCACUAUUUCUUGGAAGGCUUAGCUUCAGCGUAGAAGCUCAGAUAACCACGAGGGAGGAACAGAAAGGCAAGGAAAACAAAGAUGAAAGGUGGUGUAGGGCUUGACUGCCAGAAUUUAUACGCCGCCAUAUGUGAGCAGGUUUGUACUUGGAAGAUGAACGGUGGGUCGUUUGUUUUCCCGGAUUUCUGCCAGUGUUGGCAUCGCUGUAUUCUGACAGUCGCUCCUCUCGCCUCCCUCGAAAGGAUGGCACUCUCUCCUCUCAGUUUAUGAAGCACAGUUGUGUGAACUGUGUGUGACAAGUAGCAAGCUAGACAGGUAAAUUGUAGUCCUCUCCAGCAGCGCGCUCCCCCUACAUCCAUCUAAACGGAGGAGGAUCGAGCGCAAGGGGGAGGCCAUCUCCCUUCAUCUUCACCUUGUACAGAUGAAGCAAAAUGUAAUGCACUGCACAGUGGGGAAGAUUGGGACUCCACUCAGCAUGACGUUAGACUGGUUUGUUAGUUUCCACCAGUGACUGCUUUUUAGGCCUUUAAGAAUUGACAUAUAUUGAACAGAUUUGACUAAACACUGAAAACAAUGAUGUAGAUUAGCCACUGCAGUUUUCAUGCGUAUAGGAUCCAGUUCCCAAAGGAGAGAUUAGGUAGUGAUGGAAAAAUCUGCAUGUAAGCUAUCUUUGUGAAUUUAAGAUUAAAUAAAUCACAGCUCCCUGAGCUGAGUCAGC